Messenger RNA from Punica granatum (pomegranate), 1674 nucleotides. The record is from RefSeq and is a predicted model, not a curated record. Lineage: Eukaryota; Viridiplantae; Streptophyta; Magnoliopsida; Myrtales; Lythraceae.
AUGUAUGUGGUGUUUCUGGGACAUGAGGCUUCACCUGGUUUCUCGGAUAGGUCUUGUCGAACUAAUGUGAAGUCGUUCGGGAAUGCGAGGAGCAAGGUGGAGCAUGGCGAUGAACAGUCGGUUAACUUGUGGAACGAUAAAUUGGUGGGCUCCUCGUCUCUGAGAUCGUUCAUUCAUGGUCCUCUCCCUCAUGAUGAGGAAAUCAGGAAAGCAAGCUCCAUCAUCUCUUCCUCCCGUGAAUGGAAACUGGACUCUCUCCCCUUUGUCCUCGGUUCCUCUGUGACUGCUGCCAUCCGAGGAAUCCCCCUCAGCUCCACCAUCUCUGAUUGUGAUCGAGUGAUCGAUGGUCUUAUGUUGAAUUCUUUUUUAUGUGUGCAAUUGCAGGUUGACAAUAAGCCGAUCCCCAGUAGCUCUGACGCCGUAAAGCCCAUCAGAGCCUUGGAGGAUGCUAUCAAGGAGUUACGAACCCGAAAGAGAGUCCGACGUGAAGGCGUCUCUGUUGGGACGACCAGUUUCAACAACAGUGGGUCAUCGGCACCCGCCUUUAAUAACAACUCUGAGAAGCUGCCCUCUGGAUACCAAUACCAAGCACCUAUCCCCUACUUCGAGGUAUAUCUGACAUAUCCUAAUAACAUGGCUGCAAGUGCGAGUGGUCAGACCAGCAACUCGAACCCUCUGCCAGCGCCCACCGUCAACUCCAAUCUUAAUAACAUCAUACACAUCCAGACCUGGACAUCCUCAAAGGUCUACCUGUACAUCAGUGGAGGCGUGGCAUGCAUCGGCAUCGUCUCUUUGAUCAAGUCUAGUCUCCUUCCUGCUAUACGCACCAUGCUCGAGAACCAUAAUUUCGAGCUCCUCUCCAUGAGAUCUUCCUCACGUGGCAACUGGAAGAGUUUCUUCCUUAAGAUUCGAACCAGUAGACCAACACCGGACCAGAUGCUGAAUGGAGUUACAACGAGGCAGCUGUACAAGGACGUUGCUAAUGAGAUCGCAUUGAUUGUCUGAUCAACGAAUCCCUAUAUUGAGAAUGAUCUGCCCAAGAAACACCCCAUAUAUAUCGUCCAUUAGGAUAUAUAUACAGGCUUACAAGUUUUGGAAGCAGUGCAGAUUAAUAUUAAUACUUGCAAAAAUAUCUCGAUGAGUGCUUGCUCAGAUCAUAUUAUCAGGGGUUCGGUUAAUGGAACAAGGAGCGAUCUCAUUACUCGUUAAAUCCCAGCGGUAGCUACUAUGCGUAUAGCAACGUAAUUAUAGCCCAAUUACACUGAUCCUCUAUCACGUAAGUCUGAGUCUGGUAUCACGUUGGACCAAAGCCUCCAUAUAACACUUCACGAACCACGGAAUAACCUACUGAGGUCAAAAUCAUUGCGUCAAAAACCAGCCUUGCAAGACUUGCUACUUUAUUAGAGACGUGUUUCGCAAGCUCAUUGAUCCAAGUAACUGCGGACCUGUUGCGGCACACGUGGGUGGCAGCACGCAGUGCUUCAGUGAAAUGCACUCUACUAAUUACUGUUUCUCCGGAGAUCAUAGGUUAAGAAGUGUGUAGUAUAUGCUGGACAAUUGAUCCGGGGAAAUUAAUUGUACGGAUGGAUCCCCCUCAAUUUAUUAUAUAUGCCACUAUUCUUUUAGAAUGUUGAACAUGCAUGAACCGGUGGGGUAUCAGAUAAAACUGAGUGA